AAGCUUCCAUCUCCAGGGGAAGUGCACCCACCCAUCCCGGGGGGGCCUUGCAAGAGGACUCCACACCAGCAAAGCUUUCUGCCGGGCCGCGGGUUGUGCCUUCACGCACCAGCAGCCACCUCCUUCUGCCUUUGCAAGUUUUAUGCAUCUGAAGCAUCACAACAGCUUUUGUGUGGUUCUGAGGAUUAAAGAGGUAAAUAUUUUCAUUCUUUAAAGGUUGCUAUGUUAAUGCUGCUUGUCUUUGGAGUAUUGCUUCCCGACAUCCCCCUGAGCAGCCCGGAUGAGGCUCCCCCAGAGGCUGGUGGAGUUGCAGGAGGACCUCUGUUUAACUACGCCAGCAUCCGCCUGCCGGAAGAGCAUGUGCCCUUCUUUUUCCACAAUAAUAGGCACAUUGCCAGGGUCUGUGAGAAAGACUCACAGUGUCCUUAUAAGAAACACUUGGAAAAUCUGAAGUACUGCUGGGGUUAUGAGAAAUCCUGCAAGCCGGAGUUCAGGUUUGGUUACCCUAUUUGCACCUUCGUUGACGUGGGAUGGACAGACACCCUUGAAUCAGCUCAAGACAUAUUCUGGAAACAAGCUGACUUUGGGUAUGCUGGAGACCGGCUGGAAGAACUGCAUGUGCUCUGCCAGCCUAUGGACACAAAUGACUCAAGUCUGGUUUGUUCCCGUUAUCUCCAGUAUUGCCGAGCAUCCAAUCUUUAUCUUGAUUUAAGAAACAUCAAGAGAAACCACGACAGAUUUAAGGAAGAUUUUUUGCAGAGUGGUGAAAUUGGAGGACAUUGUAAACUUGACAUUCGUACAUUGAUGUCUGAAGGUCAGCGCAAAAGUCCUCUGCAGUCUUGGUUUGCUGAGCUACAGAGCUAUACUCAGCUCAACUUCAGACCAAUAGAAGAUGCUCAGUGUGACAUUGUCAUUGAAAAACCAACCUACUUCAUGAAAUUGGAUGCAGGUGUUAACCUGUAUCACCACUUCUGUGACUUUAUCAAUCUUUAUAUUACUCAGCACGUUAAUAAUUCAUUCAGUACAGAUGUGUACAUAGUGAUGUGGGACACUAGCUCCUAUGGAUAUGGCGACCUGUUCUCUGACACGUGGAGAGCAUUUACUGACUAUGAUGUUAUACAUUUGAAAACUUACGAUUCCAAAAGGGUAUGUUUUAAAGAGGCCAUUUUCUCAUUACUUCCUCGGAUGAGAUACGGGCUGUUUUAUAAUACCCCCCUGAUAUCUGGCUGCCAAAAUACUGGAUUGUUCAGGGCAUUUUCCCAGCAUGUCCUGCACAGACUGAACAUCACACAGGAGGGACCCCAGGAUGGAAAAAUUCGAGUCACCAUUCUUGCACGGAGCACAGAAUACCGGAAAAUACUAAACCAAAAUGAGCUUGUAAACGCACUGAAGACAGUGUCUACGUUUGACGUCCAGAUCGUCGAUUAUAAGUACAAGGAACUUGGGUUUUUAGAGCAGCUAAGGAUCACCCAUAACACGGACAUAUUUAUUGGAAUGCAUGGAGCCGGUCUCACCCAUUUACUUUUCCUUCCAGACUGGGCUGCAGUGUUUGAACUGUACAAUUGUGAAGAUGAGCGUUGUUACUUGGACCUAGCCAGGCUGAGAGGCGUCCACUACCUCACUUGGCGAAGGCAGAACAAAGUCUUUCCUCAAGAUAAGGGUCACCACCCAACUCUAGGGGAACAUCCAAAGUUUACCAACUACUCUUUUGAUGUAGAAGAAUUUAUGUCCCUUGUCCUCCAGGCUGCAGAGCACGUGUUGCAACACCCAAAGUGGCCAUUUAAGAAGAAACGUGAUGAGCUAUAAAUGUGUUAAGUCUAUUGGCAAAAGGGAGUAUUUCACUGCUGUACCACCCAGACUCACAGCUAAAUCAGUAAAACAACCUGCUAUUUCACUAGCCCAGAACUGCCUUUUCUAUACCAAAACAUGCUUUCAGGAUAUUACUUAAGUGUUUUAUAGUCUUUAACUGUUUCAUGUGAUUUUUGUGUCAUUGCUAUUUGUUAAGAUACUAUUUUUGCACUGAAAACUUUACUAUUUAUAGUUCAAAUGUUUGGCACAGGCUCACUGUUGUAAUUGAGCUCUCUUUAUUAGGGAUACCAAAGUUUAACACUUGCCUAGCUUUAGAAUUUGAAAAUGUUUUUGUAGAAUACCAUGAGAUUGUAAUUCUAGAGGCUUCCGAUUUAUUUGAUAUAUUUGAGUAAAUGCACAGUCGCUCUUUUAUUUGCCAUAAUCUGUUCCUAAUUCUGUUUGUGAUUGGAAAGGCACACACACACACACACACACACACACACACACACACAGUUGUGCUUCUUAGUUCCGAGCUAUAGGACCAUGUGAUAGCUUGAAGAGUGUUAUAAACAGAUCUGUUUUACUGUGUCAGAAUCUAAGCUAACACCCUUUGAAUUCUCUGCUGUGUCUUUUUUAGUCAACUCCAGGUUAUAUGCAUCAAGAACCUGAAUAAAUCAUGCUGCUGCAUUAAUUUAUAUUCACAUACUUCAUAUGCAAAUCAUGUCUUCCCAAAAUGUAACAAUUGCAUGUGAUAAAAACAGAUUAGGACUGUUUUAUAUACCUUCUGGCUGGCUUACACUGAUUCCUUCUUAGCCAUGAGGAGUGUUUUUGUUGAAUUUGUAUAUCAAAUAGUGGUUUCCCAUGUGCAAGUGUUUAUAACUGCAUAUACCUAUGUGUAUGCAUCUACCUCUUUUGGCCUGGAAGUAUUCCAGCUUUGGAGUUUGUACACUUCAGAUUAGCCACGUGAAGAGAAUUUUUCCCUAUGAAAAAGUAAAGACCUAAAAGAAAAGAGUGAAGACACACGAAUUGUCUAAUUCAAAUGGAAGAGAAGCUGUAAGGAAGUGCCAUUGAUUAAAAUGAAUACCUGAAAUGCAGUCCCUCUGGGUGAAUGGGACUUACUUCUUAUAAUUUAUGAACUUCCAAUUUAGUGGUCAGAAACCAUGGAUUUAUUUACUGCAAAAUGUGAACUUCACAUUUUAUUAACACUGGAGAAGUCUAAUUUAGAGAUGAAUGACUUCUAUUUUUUAAAGUGAAGAAUUAGCAGAUAACAGCAGAGCUAAGAAUUUUUUUUAACAUUUAGAGUUACAUAGUCUUCUUUUUUUUCUUUUUUAACAGUGAUCCAAGAAGCCUAAGAUAUUUAUUAGUUGAACCUUUACAGACAAGUUUGUUAACCACUGUUUUAAAGGAUUUUGAACAGUUUUCUAGAGUUAUUUAUUAAAAUGUAAAGAAAAUAGUGACUUUCUAGUUAUAGCUUUGAUUUGGAUCUUAAAAUUGUGUAAAAAAAAA
Molecule: messenger RNA, 3294 nt
Organism: Manis javanica (Malayan pangolin)
Lineage: Eukaryota; Metazoa; Chordata; Mammalia; Pholidota; Manidae
Gene: EOGT
Product: EGF domain specific O-linked N-acetylglucosamine transferase
Cellular component (GO): endoplasmic reticulum lumen
Molecular function (GO): protein O-acetylglucosaminyltransferase activity
Source: RefSeq, a predicted model, not a curated record